Molecule: messenger RNA, 1613 nt
Organism: Monomorium pharaonis (pharaoh ant)
Lineage: Eukaryota; Metazoa; Arthropoda; Insecta; Hymenoptera; Formicidae
Product: MATH and LRR domain-containing protein PFE0570w-like
Exons: 4
Source: RefSeq, a predicted model, not a curated record
GUUCACUAUCAUGGCCGCGGCCACGAGCACAUCACGUGAUCAUAGAGCAUGCGUAUGGGACUACAGAGCGUGCGCAUAGUGUUCCGUCGCUUUUUCGGUAUGACAGAUUUCUUAACCUUAAUUCGUCAACUUUAAUAACGAUUAGUAUCUCGAUCGCUUUUCUGAUGCACGCUUAUUCUUGUCAGAUUUAUUCGUUUUAAGCAAAAUCGCGUCAAAUACGCAUAAUUACAUCGAUAUUUGAGGUGCGGGAUCUAAAUGAAACAAUUACUUUUUUAUAAAUAUAUGUGAAAGUGAGCCUGAUUGAAAAAGUAAAGUAUAUAUUAUAUAUUAUACAUUAUCGGAUAAUGAGUGAUUCGUCAUCAUGUGAUUCUAAUUCUGAUAAUGAUAUAAAUAAUGCAGUUCCCAAAAAAGUAAAACGACGUUACAAAACAGGAUUGUAUAAAGAUUAUGAGACUCACUUCAGAGAUAAUUUAUCUUGGGUUACUAGAUCAAAGUGGGAUUCUUUUACGAGUUAUGAACAUCAAUUAGCUUUUGUGCCAGAAAGCAGUAAUUUUUCUAACUUGAAUAAUGAGCAGAACCGUGAUUGUUGUAUUAGAAGUGAGAAUAAUUGUGACAUGAGAAUGAAUAAUAAUGAAGCUAGUAGUAAUAAUUCCACAGCGAUUCGCUCUCCAGAAUAUAAACCUGACUUAAAUAUUGAAGAUACAUUUGAGUAUAAUGAAAUUAUUCAUAUAAACAAUGAAGACGAGGACAAAGAAAAUGAAGAUGCCAGCAGUGUAGAAGACAAUAGUGAAGAUGAUGACAAACAUAUGAGUGAGAGUAGUUCAAAUGGCUAUGAUUCUGAUAACAAUGAAUUUGAUAGUGAUGAUUAUGAUGCGAAUAUCAGUGACGACGAGACUAAUGGGUCAUUUGAUGAUAAUACUAUAAUGUUUGAGAAAACUAAUUUAACUAUUCGUGACAUAAUGACUUUGAUAAUGGGAUUCUCAAUUCGAUUUAGACUGUCAGAUUUAGGAAGACAAAAACUGAUUGAGUUAAUAAAAUUAAUUGCAGGACCCGAGUUCAAAGAUAUAAAUAUUUCAAAGUAUAGAUUACAACAAAGAUUUGACCCACCAGACGAUAAAAUAAAUUAUCAUUAUUAUUGUAAUUCUUGCAACAAAGAAAUUUUAUAUUCAAUAUCAAAAUUAAAUUUUAAGAAUUAUAUAAAAACAUGUUCAAAAUGUGAUACAAAUAAUAAAAUAACGUUAAAAUCUACAAACUAUUUUACGUCUAUUAAUUUAACAUAUCAGUUAAAAAUGUUAUUUGAAUCUCCCUACAUUAAACAAGAAAUUUUUAAUUUUAUUAACUCAGUGACAGUAAAUCAGUGUAACGUUGAUAGCACAAAGAUUAUGAGAGAUGUUAAUGACAGUAAAUUAUACAACAAAAUUAACAAUAGAAAUACCUGUUACUUAACUUAUAAUAUAAGUACCGAUGGUGCACCACUGACAAACAGUGGAAAACGAGGCUUUUAUCCACUUUCAGUACAACCAAAUUUUGUAUCACCUAUCAGUAGAUUUAAACAAAUUCUACUAUGUGGAAUACUAACUUGUACAAAAGAACCUACAAGUGACAUAGCUCAA